AUGGCUGGUGUUAAAGCUUAUGAAUUAAGAACUAAAUCUAAGGAACAAUUAGAAUCUCAACUGAUUGAUUUGAAGAAAGAAUUGGCUGAGUUAAAGGUUCAAAAACUAUCUAAGCCAUCUCUACCAAAGAUUAACACUGUUAGAAAGAACAUUGCUCGUGUCUUAACUGUUAUUAACCAACAACAAAGAGAUGCUGUUAGACAAUUGUACAAGGGUAAGAAAUACCAAUCAAAGGAUUUGAGGGCUAAGAAGACUAGAGCUUUAAGAAGAGCUUUGACCAAAUUUGAAGCCACUAGAAUCACUGAAAAGCAAAGAAAGAAGCAAAUUGCUUUCCCUCAAAGAAAGUACGCUAUCAAAGCUUAA
Messenger RNA from Naumovozyma dairenensis CBS 421, 363 nucleotides. RefSeq names its product 60S ribosomal protein uL29 (gene RPL35B). Lineage: Eukaryota; Fungi; Ascomycota; Saccharomycetes; Saccharomycetales; Saccharomycetaceae. The record is from RefSeq and is a predicted model, not a curated record. Gene Ontology annotation, cellular component: ribosome; cytosolic large ribosomal subunit. The coding region runs from base 1 to 363 and encodes 120 amino acids. The transcript has a single exon. Gene Ontology annotation, molecular function: structural constituent of ribosome; mRNA binding. Gene Ontology annotation, biological process: translation; maturation of LSU-rRNA from tricistronic rRNA transcript (SSU-rRNA, 5.8S rRNA, LSU-rRNA).